Messenger RNA from Pezoporus occidentalis (night parrot), 1406 nucleotides. RefSeq names its product nucleoporin 37 (gene NUP37). The record is from RefSeq and is a predicted model, not a curated record. The transcript has 10 exons. Bases 189 to 1169 code for a protein of 326 amino acids. Gene Ontology annotation, cellular component: nuclear pore outer ring. Gene Ontology annotation, molecular function: protein binding. NCBI's taxonomy places the organism in Eukaryota, Metazoa, Chordata, Aves, Psittaciformes, Psittacidae.
GAUGCACAUGGGGUGGGAGGUGCUGCCGGUCGUUGGCGGGAGAGGCAGAGUCGCCGCCAGUGUUUAGCUUGGGGCCGCAGAGGUGCGUGUGAGGUGGGGGUAGCGAGGUCUCGUCCGUCCCGGGGAAUGUGGAUUUUCAUCCUGGACAAGCCAUCAGUUCCAUGAUACCUUGACUUAGUCCACUGAAAAUGAAGCAAGAUUCUACUAGAAACAGUGCUUACACUGUGGAUUGUGAAGAUUAUGUGCACGUGGUAAAAUUCAGUCCAUUUGAGAGUGGAGAUGCAUGUUCCCUCAUUGCAUAUGGUGGCAAUAAUUAUGUAGUUGUUGGGACUUGCAAAUUUCAGGAGGAGGAUGCAGAAGUGGAAGGUAUGCAAUAUAAGACGCUAAGAACGUUUCAUCAUGGAAUCCGAGUUGAUGCCAUAGCAUGGAGUCCAGAAACCAGACUUGAUGCUUUACCUCCCCGGAUAAGGUUUUGUACUGCGGCUUCCGAUAGGAAGUUAAGGCUAUAUACUUCAGACCUGCAGGAGAAGAAUGAAUUUAAGACAUUUGAUGGCCACUCAGAUUACAUAAAUGAUCUGGUGUUUGCUCCUAAAGAUGGUCAAGAAGUUGCAAGUGUAAGUGAUGAUCACACCUGCAGGGUCUGGGAUUUGGAAGGAAAUGAGAAGGCCCAUUUUGUUUUACGUUCUCCUGGAAUGAGUGUUUGCUGGCAUCCUGAGGAGCCUUUUAAGCUGAUGGUAGCAGAGAAGAACGGAACAAUCCGAUUCUAUGAUCUAGUUACACAGCAGGCCAUUCUCUCCCUAGAAUGUGAACAAAAGCCACUAAUGUCAGCAGACUGGUGUUUAAAAAAUAAUCUUAAAAUUGGAGCAGUUGCUGGAAGUGAUUGGCUGAUCUGGGAUGUCACUCGCUCCAGUUAUCCACAGGAUAAGAGACCCAUCCAUGUUGACCGAGCCAGAUUAUUCAGGUGGUCCCGAGUUAAUGAAAAUCUCUUUGCAACCACUGGAUAUCCAGGAAAGACAAAUACUCAACUGCUUAUUCAUCAUUUAGGACAUCCCCAGCCUAUUCUUACUGGCACUGCAGCUGUAGGAUCUGGUUUGACAUGGCAUAGAACUCUUCCAUUAUGUGCAGUCGGAGGAGAUCACAAAAUUUUGUUCUGGGUAUCUGAAAUGUAAAAUAAGUAUUUACCUUGAGUAUGAAGCUUUAUAGCAUCAUGUCUCUUUUCGACUGAAACAAAUGAAUUUACGGUUUGUACUGGUAUUUAUCCACCUGGAGAAUACAAGAAAGGAGCAAGUAAAAUAUGAAACAUUUGUGUUUGAUUUUUAGCUUGCAAAUACAAGAGCUUUUGUAAAAUCGGUUAUCAUACAUCUGAUAUUUCCCUUAAAAUAAAAUGUACACUUUUUUAACAUGGU